Molecule: messenger RNA, 567 nt
Organism: Malassezia japonica
Lineage: Eukaryota; Fungi; Basidiomycota; Malasseziomycetes; Malasseziales; Malasseziaceae
Exons: 3
Coding region: 1-567 (188 amino acids)
Source: RefSeq, a predicted model, not a curated record
AUGGCGCCGACGCAGCGGCGCGCGAAGCGCGCGGCGCCCCAAGAUCCUCGCAUUCCUCCGGGCGCUGACGUCACGCGCAGUAUAUACUAUGAUGCCAAGUUUAAUCCGUACGGCGCGCCGCCGCCAGGGAUGCCGUACAAGGAGCGAUCGCCGACGCCGGAUCCCUACGCACUGCCGAGCGACGACGAAGUCGCGCUCCCAUCUGCGCCGCCGCCCGACAAGAGCGAGGCACAGAGCGGCGGCGAGGACAGCGAUGACGAUAUCGUCAUGCCCGUUGGGCCGCCGCCAGGCAAGCCCAGUGCCCCGAUGCCCGUCGUCCAGCCUCGCGCCGUGGCACAGCGGCUGCAGCCCGAAGAAGUCGCGCCUGUCACGUACACACGCCCUGCAAAAGAUACCCAAGCGCCGGAGCACGCCUCGCCCAGCGCCGAAAAGGGGCCCGCCGCACCGCACAGCACGGCGUCCUCUGCACCGACCGAUACGCUGUCUGCCGCGCCGCAGAUGCGCGACUUUAAGCGCGAUGCCACCGCCUUUGUCCCGGCGUCGGUGCGCAAGAAGCAGCGUCGCUAA